Spodoptera littoralis (African cotton leafworm) is the source of this 456-nucleotide messenger RNA. The record is from the annotation of a GenBank genome assembly. Lineage: Eukaryota; Metazoa; Arthropoda; Insecta; Lepidoptera; Noctuidae.
AUGAUAUCAGUGCCCGACCUGGAUAUACAAUGGAACAUAACAACGGACACACAGACCGAAAUCAUUAUAGAAAACGUGAAAGAAGAAAAAUACAACUUAACGAACAAUUUUUACAGCGUAAUAGGAAGGGCAGAUGAGGUUAUCGAUAAUUGUAGUGUUAAUGUGAAUUCUACUAAGAGUGGAUGUUUAGAAGUGACGUAUGAUGGUGUAGAGAUUAGUGUUGUGUUUAUAUUGUGCUUGUUAAUCGUAGUUACUGUGAUAGGUAAUACUUUGAUAAUCUCUGCCGUUGUGACUACGAAACGGCUGCGUACAGUGACCAAUUGUUUUGUGACCAGUUUGGCAGUCGCUGAUCUGUUGGUUGGGAUCUUUGUGAUGCCGCCUGCUAUUGCUGUUCAUAUCAGUGGUGAGUUGGCUUUUGUUUUUAUUUUUAACCGAGAUUAUCUCGCGAUCGGCUAA